CAUCUCCACGGAGGAGACAAGGGCCACCAAGUCCCGAAACACGGCGGGGACCCACUUCCGCGGCAUGAAGCCGAGCAGCCUGUGCGAGCUCACCGGGGCCCUCCUCCUCCUCCUCCUCCUCCUCCUCGGCCCCCGCGGGGCUCGGCCCGGCCCCACGCGGGCGGCGGACAAGCCCGGCUACUGCCCGGAGUUCUCCCUGCACUGCCCGUUCACCAUGCUGCCCACGUGCUGGCGCGACCGAGGCUGCAGGAAGGCCAAGAAGUGCUGCUUCUACAACUGCAGGCGCCAGUGCAUGGAGCCCUGGUGGAGUCUGGACUGAGGCGCAGCCCCCUCCCGGCGGCCCGGCGGUCGGCGCCGGAUCGGAUCCCGGGUCUCCACUUCUUCCCGUUCUCCUCCCCCGCAAGGCUCCCUCUCGUCAGCCUUCAGGGCUUACUAGUUCGAAAACAACACAGAAAUAAAGCGUUAUAUAUUUAA
Molecule: messenger RNA, 474 nt
Organism: Eptesicus fuscus (big brown bat)
Lineage: Eukaryota; Metazoa; Chordata; Mammalia; Chiroptera; Vespertilionidae
Product: WAP four-disulfide core domain protein 15A-like
Exons: 2
Coding region: 65-319 (84 amino acids)
Cellular component (GO): extracellular region
Molecular function (GO): peptidase inhibitor activity
Source: RefSeq, a predicted model, not a curated record